AUGAGGCGUGAGGGGGAGAUGAGCGCCUGGGGGUCACGUGCUCGAAGGUCUCCAUCCUGCCGGAUCUGCCCGUCUCCUCUCCCCGGGGAGGCGGGAAGUGACUCCUUUCACCAGGCCCCUGGGAACCUGUUUGCUGUGUCCGAUAAAGCAUCUAAAGGAAGCAGUCCUCCGGCCCCGCCCAGCCCUCCCUAUGCAGCGUGGUCCUCGCGGGCCCCCCAGCGGAACCAGCCGGAAGCGGCCUGCGCUUUCUGUGCGGCGCUCCGGCUGUCCCACAGUGCGCACGCGCAGACCGCACGUUGCGCGUGCGUCGCGGGUUUGCGCGGCAAGUCCGAGGUGGAGAGGUUCAGUCAGGCGAGGGUGUCCGCCUGCGAGGUGAGCGCGCGGCGGCCCGGGUCCGGACGCGAGGGAGGGGACCUGGAGGCGAGAGGCCGGCUCGCGGGCAGGGAGGCGCGGGCGUCCCUGAGAGGACGCCGGGCGGACGCGCCCCUUCGCGGGGCAGUCUAUGGGAAGGGAGGCGCGAAGUAG
Molecule: messenger RNA, 525 nt
Organism: Rangifer tarandus platyrhynchus (Svalbard reindeer)
Lineage: Eukaryota; Metazoa; Chordata; Mammalia; Artiodactyla; Cervidae
Source: the annotation of a GenBank genome assembly